UGAGGGUAGAACAAAAUUUGCGGGUUCCCUAUCCGUCUUGAUAUUGUAGCCGGUCCUUAAAAUCCCACCGGAGUGAUGUGCUAGGUUGGAGCCAGCCCUGCCUUGCCCUCUUAUUAAACGAUUGUUGGAGAUCCACCAUGGGAUUAAAAAAUGAAAUUUAAAUAAUUAAGGUUCUACUUGAGGACUUUGAUAAUAGUUUCAUGCGAUUAAGUGUCUAUAUGUAACAAACCUCUUCUCAUCUUCCACUCUCCGUCCUCGACCUCUACGAGACGACGAGACCAUGAACUCCCUCCUUCACCCAAAGCCUAACCCUAACCCUAGCCCCAGUUCCUCUUGGUUCUCUGCCAUAAAAAGAACGACCCUCUGGAACUCGAGGAAUUGGAUCCCCUUCCGGCUCGGGAAGCGCCGGAUCGGCCUCUCCACCUCAAGGAAGGGCGGCCACCCGGUGGUAAGAUCUGCGGUGACGAUCGAGGAGGCGGGGUUCCUGGAGGUGGACAUUCGGAAUCCGGCGAUCUCUACAUCGUACAGGCCGUCCAAUGUUCCGCAGCCCAAUCGAGUGGUGUUGGAAGCGCAGACGAAGGUCUGCACCGGGCCGGAGCAGACGAAGCCGCUCAGCCAGGACCAGGCCGUCGUGGUUCUUGAUACAAUUCUGAGAUCAGCUAAGGGAGAACUUAAAAAUGAAGAAGUUUCCAAAGCGCAACUUGGAGCCUUUUUUGCUGCAAUGACAAUACGAGCAAAUGCUUUUCCAGAGGCCACCCAGUGGAGUGAGGGUGAAAGACAUGCCAUGAGUAUAUUCUGGCCACACCUUGUUCAGGUUCUUCCACCAGAUGUAAUCUUUAUAGCUGAUCCUGAGGGCACAAUCAUGGGAUCAUGUAGUUCAGUUGGGCCUCAUUUUGUUGGCCAUGGAACUGCUGAGAUGAGACUGGUGGGUGCUCUGAGGGAGGUUUUGGCAGGUGGUCACUUAGGUUAUGAGGAGGUUCAGGGUGUCUUAAGAGAUGUCCUUCCAUUGAAUCCCAAGGAUGAUACAUCAGUAAAGGUCAGUGAGUCAUUGCUUGCGGCAUUUCUAAUAGGACAGAGGAUGAAUAGAGAAACUGAUCGUGAGCUCAAAGCAUAUUGUCUAGCAUUUGAUGACGAACUAGGUACCCCUCCUAUUGCUGAUGUUAGAUCCUUGACACACUAUGGUGAACCAUAUGAUGGAAACACGCGUUUUUUUAGGAGUACAUUGUUUGUUGCUGCUGUGAGAGCUUGUUAUGAUGAAUCUUGCUUACUUCAUGGUGUUGAAUGGAUGCCACCUAAGGGAGGAAUAACAGAAGGACAGUUGCUGAAGUUUAUGGGGGCAAAUACCCAUUUAUCUCCUGCACAGGCAAAAACUUUGCUGGAGGAUGAAAAUGUUGGCUUUGCAUAUGUGAGUCAGCAGGAAGCUCGUCCAUCUUUAUAUUCACUGAUUGGGCUCAGGGAGCACAUUAAAAAACGUCCACCAUUGGCAACUUCAGAGAAAGUUCAGCAGUUUGUGAGGGCACGUGGGAGGGAAUCUAUCAUUGCUGGAUUCUAUCAUGAGGGUUAUGAAGAUCUGCUGUUAAUGCUUAUGAGAAGAAGAAAAGUUCAUUCUGGAUUGGUGGUGAAGGGUGAGGAAGGUGCACUCUCAAUGACAACAAAGGUGAGAUCAAUAAAUGCAUCAAAAGGCCUUCCGGUGAACCACUGUUCUGGAUUUCGCUCACCAAGCAAUGCAACUAACUCCGAUGUUGAUGGAAUUUUGCGUGAAAACUUCAGUAUUGAGGUUAAGGCAAAGGAUUAUGGAUUUGAACCCACAGAUACUCCUAGAACCGAUAGAUCGGUUUUAAGAAACAUAGAGUUGGGCUUAGCAGCACUUGGUGGCGAGAAAGGACCAGCAUACGACCGGAUUGUUUUGAAUGCAGGCAUGGUUGAUCACUUGCUAGGCUGCAGUGGAGCUGAGGAUAUUAUGUCAGCUCUGGAUAGGGCUAGAGAAGCCAUUGAUAGUGGCAAAGCUUUGAACAGGCUCAUGAAUUACAUACGGGCCUCACACAAGGUCACAUGAUUUCCGUUCCCAGGGCUAAGCUGCUUUUUGCUUGCGUGUUGUUUCCCUUCCAGACUUCUGUUGUAAACAUCUGUAGAUCUGUGCACAGAACUAAAGUGAAACAUUUAGGAAUUGUCUGAUACCUGCUCUCUGCACAGGACAUAAAGAUAUAAAUAGGAUUAGACGAAAUAAAAGGGUUUAAAAAGUGAAAGAAUUUGUUAUAGAAGCCAUUGUAUAAAAGAGAUUGUUUCUUUUUCUUGUUUUCUUACUUCAGCCACUGUAUCUUCAUGAAGCAUAAUCUGAUGAACAUUCGGUUCUUAAUUUGACCAGCUUUUGGUUGCUUGUUCGUGGUU
This is a messenger RNA of Elaeis guineensis (African oil palm), 2388 nucleotides long. RefSeq lists its product as uncharacterized. The record is from RefSeq and is a predicted model, not a curated record. Gene Ontology annotation, biological process: GMP biosynthetic process. Lineage: Eukaryota; Viridiplantae; Streptophyta; Magnoliopsida; Arecales; Arecaceae. Gene Ontology annotation, cellular component: cytosol. Gene Ontology annotation, molecular function: GMP synthase activity.